This is a messenger RNA of Dimorphilus gyrociliatus, 4216 nucleotides long. The record is from the annotation of a GenBank genome assembly. Lineage: Eukaryota; Metazoa; Annelida; Polychaeta; Dinophilidae.
AAUGGAUUUUCUCGACGUAUCGCUUAUUCGCGAUGGUCGAACAGGGAAGCAUGCCAGAUUGCCUAAGGAUACUAAGUUACGGGAUACAAUCACUAUGGGUUCAAUGGAUGUUCCGUUGGAAGAGAAGAUGGUUACAAUCUGUUAUGGAACGGAUUUAGUCAAUGUGCAAUUCAUCAAUUUCGCCGCUAAUUCGCGGGACGUUGCCCGUGAAUGGUGCGCAAAUAUUUUUAGCUAUGCGACGAAUUUAAUUUCAGCUAACUUGGGACCUAUGGCCAGUCUGGAAAAAGCGUAUGCUAAACUGUAUUACGUCACUAAUGCCGAUGGAAAGAUUGCGGUUAAAAACAUCAUUCGGCUUUUCUCUCAGCAUAAAGAUGAUAGAAAGAGGGUUGAAAAAGCUUUAGAAGCUGCCAAUUUAUCGUUCGGCAAAAACGAUUCGAUUGCGCCUGAAAAUUUCUCUUUCGAUGUCUUCUUGACCUUUUACAGGCAUCUGUGUACAAGAAACGAAGUGGAUAAGAUAUUUUAUGAACUAGGAGCUAAACAGAAACCCUACUUGACCGCUGAACAGUUUAAGGAAUUCCUGAACGCCGAGCAGCGUGAUCCUCGACUGAACGAGAUACUUUAUCCCUACUUUGAUAUAAAAAGGGCGCAAGCCAUUAUUGAUCAGUACGAACCGAAUGGCAGCUUGGCUAGCAAAGGUCAUUUAACUCAAGAAGGAUUUCUACGCUAUCUAAUGUCGGAAGAAAACGCCCUGGUACCUCCCGAGAAAUAUGAUCUAAGCCACGAUAUGGAUCAGCCAUUAGCCCAUUACUUUAUUAAUUCGUCGCAUAACACAUACCUGACAGGCCAUCAAUUAACUGGACGAUCUUCAGUUGAAAUGUACAGACAGACGUUAUUGACCGGUUGCAGGUGCAUCGAAUUGGAUUGCUGGGACGGUAAAGGUGCUGACGAAGAACCAAUAAUAACUCACGGCUAUACAAUGUGUACGGAAAUCUCCUUCAAAGAGGUGAUCGAAGCUAUCGCAGAGAGCGCUUUUAAAGUGUCCGAUUAUCCCGUCAUUUUAUCCUUCGAGAACCACUGCUCUCCGAGACAACAAGCAAAAAUGGCCGCUCAUUGUAGGAAUAUAUUCGGAGAUAUGCUCUUGGUUGAUGCAUUAGAUUCGCAUCCGCUAAAGCACGCUUCUGGCUUACCCAGUCCUGAGCUUCUCAAACGGAAAAUUCUAAUCAAGAUUAAGAGAAAGCAUAAACAUCGCGUGCCCAAGCCAAAAUCGAAAGAUUCGUCGAACGCGGCAGCUACCCAACAAAGCGCUAUCUCGACAGCGACCGAAGCGACGUCAGCGGAGACGUCAGAUGGCGUUGCACCAACCGAAGUGGACGCUGGCGACGGUUCGGAAUCCGAUACGUCGAUGGAAGAUAGUGAUGAAGAUGACGAUGUAACGGGUUUAACAGAAGAGGAGGAGAAGAGAAGGAUGAAGGAAAAGAAGGAGAGGGGUACAGCCGGACAAGAAGCUGAAGCCGGUAUGGAAAUGUCGGAACUUGUUAAUUAUAUACAACCGGUCCAUUUUCAUAGUUUCGAGUCAGCGGAAAAAAGAAAUAGGAGCUACGAAUGCUCUUCCUUCGUUGAAACGCAAGCGACUAAUUUAUUAAAAGAAUUACCAGUAGAAUUUGUCAACUACAAUAAACGCCAGUUGAGCAGAAUAUACCCGAAAGGUACAAGAGUCGAUUCGGGUAACUACCUGCCGCAAGUGUUUUGGAACGCCGGUUGUCAGUUCGUCGCCCUCAACUUUCAGACACUUGAUUUAGCAAUGCAGUUGAAUUUAGGCCUGUUCGAAUAUAAUAAUAGAUCGGGAUAUAUGCUAAAACCUGAAUGCAUGAGGCGUAAGGAUAGACAUUUCGACCCCUUCGCCGAGUCGACUGUUGACGGGAUAGUCGCCAAUACCGUUGAAUUGAGAGUAAUUUCCGGACAAUUACUAUCUGAUAGGCGAGUUAGCACGUAUGUGGAGGUAGAUAUGUACGGUAUACCAGCAGAUACAGUCAGAAAAAAAUUUCGUACCAAAACUGUUCCAAAUAAUGGCAUUAAUCCAAUUUACGGUGAAGAAGCAUUCGUCUUUAAAAAAGUCGUACUGCCUGCUCUUGCGAUUCUUAGGAUAGCCGUAUUAGACGAGAAUAACAGAACUCUUUUAGGUCAUCGGGUACUUCCUGUCGACGGGCUGCGACCCGGUUAUAGACAUAUCUGUUUGCGAAACGAAUGCAAUCAAAGGGGGAAUAUGGCCUCUCUGUUCGUCUAUAUCAACGUUCGAGAUUACAUUCCUGAUUCGUUCGCCCAGUUUGCUGCCGCUCUUGCGAAUCCCAUCGCUUAUCAAUCCAAUAUUGAGAAACACACUCAACAAUUAUCCGUCUUCGACGAAUUCGACGUGGACCAACAGGAUGUAAACGGUGACGAUAAAGAAGAUUCCAUUAGGAGGGAUAGAAAUCAAAGUGUUAUUUCUAAAUCAUCUGAUGGUCCUCCCAUAUCCAGAGGGGGCAGUCAGCAUGGUCAACGUCCUCACAUGGAUAAACAACAAAGUACGGUGUCUACCAACAGUCAGCAAGCAGCUUCCGGUCCACCACCUCCAAUGUCGAGAAUGACGUCAUCUGUUUCGAAUGUAAUGGAAAGCGUCAGCGCGAAAUUGAAUGCUGGAGCAGCAUCGAAAAUCUCCAGUCUUCCUAAUAGCCCACAUCAUCAAGGUGAAAAUGGUGGCGUAAAACAACCAAAGACGUCCAACAAAAUAGACGUGAUAAAAAUCACGAGACUGAAAAACGCCGAGGUUGUUCCGGUAAUAACAAUAGAAACUCUUCAAGAGUGCAGGAAUUAUAGCCGAGUUGUGAUGAAGCUAGAGAAGGAUCUGGAUAGUUUAAAGAAAAAACAUGAUAAAGCCAGAGCCUCGCUAAUCGAAGUGCAUCAAUUACAAGAGGAGAAACUUCUUGUUAAUCAAGUGAAGAAUAAAAAUGCUGUAGAAAAAUUGCAUAGAAAGGCCAGUCGAAGGGCUAGUAAAAAGGGUUUACAUCCGAACGAAGGUAUGGCGGAGAAGGCAAAAGGCGAAUUGUCAGUAUUAAUGGAAAAGCAGGAGGAAGAACACCGUACUCUAAAGCAAACUCAGCAAGAAAGUCUUUUAGAACUGAUAAAAUGCCAUCUAAACGAAAGAAAAGAACUUCAACUUCGUUAUGUUCCAAAUUUAUUUGCAACCCUAGAGACUUUAUGCGAUAGUAAGUAUGAAGAAAUUAGAAAGAAAUUGGACGAUCUACAUAAUAAAGAGGUAAACGAACUAAAGAAAAGAUUAGACGUACAAAGCCGAGAAGAAAUGAAGAAUUUAGUAAAGAAACAUAAGGAUAAAAAUGAGCUAGCAAGGGAGAAGAAGGCUAGGAAAUACAUGCACUACGUUAAAAAAGGAGAAUUCCGAGAUGAAGUACUCAGACAAGCGAAAAAGGAAGUUCAGGAGUUGAAAGAUAUGUUAGUAAAAAGACAAAGGGAAAUGGAUGAGAAACGGGAACAAUUAAAAUCAGCCUUACAAGAUGAAAAGCGAAAGCGAGAGGAAGAGAUUAAUGAAGAAUUUGAUAGAGACUGGGAGAAUGCUAGGCUGGAAGUGAGGAGAGAGCCAUCAAAUGCUGGUGCUUCGGAAGCAACAAAUAUGUGAGAAAUGUCGUCAUAAUAAGUGCAAGCAGCAAACAAAAACUUGACUGUAGUCGUGUUCAAUAUUAAAAAACAAAAAAAUUAUUAUGUUUAAAGCAUUCCAUUUUGGUGCUGCAUGGCUGGCAAGUUGUAAAUGUUUGUGUUGUUUAGAACGGUCUUCCCUCUUUCCGCUCUUUCAACACCUCUUCAUUCCAGAACAAAGAGUAAAUGAAGUUCAAGACCUGCACUCAUUGCGCAUCCUGCAUACUUUUAGCCCGUUACUGAUUGAGAAAACUUUGAAUGUAGCCGUUGGGAGUGAAUGCUUUUGCAUUUACUAUGCAUUUAUGUUUUCUAUAAACUCUGAAUACAUGCAAAAUGUACGUUUGUCUAUUUUGUCUGAGUGUGUAAGAGUCUGACUGAGGCGAGGCUAAUAAUUUAAAAGGGGCUAGCCUGCAACAUAAAAUUGAAUAUUUUUUCAAUUUAAGAUAUUGUGUUGUUAUGUAUUCAAGUUUUUUUGCCGAUUUAUGCGUAUGAAUAAUUUAGUUAGAUGAAAGAAUAACAUGAUGAUGAU